Lynx canadensis (Canada lynx) is the source of this 603-nucleotide messenger RNA. RefSeq names its product LEM domain containing 1 (gene LEMD1). Bases 1 to 603 code for a protein of 200 amino acids. NCBI's taxonomy places the organism in Eukaryota, Metazoa, Chordata, Mammalia, Carnivora, Felidae. The transcript has 6 exons. The record is from RefSeq and is a predicted model, not a curated record.
AUGGUGGAUGUGAAGUGUCUGAGUGACUAUGAAUUACAGAACGAACUUAAUAAGCUUGGAUAUUCACCUGGCCCGAUAUUACCUUCCACCAGAAAAGCGUAUGAAAAAAAGUUGGUGCAACUCUUGGUCUCACCUCCCAGUGUAUCACCUGUGAUGAAUGGACCCAGAGAGCUGGACAGAGCUCAGGAUGAUGACGCUAAAGAGCUUAAGACCACUAUCAUGUUGAAAGGAAAUAUCAUUCUCUCAUCAGAAAAACACAAGGGACCCAAAAAAGCUCAAAGCCUCAAGAGUCAUCUUGGAACCCCCACUCCCCAUGGCCCCUCACAUAGACCUGAGGCUUUCACCACAAGACCAAAAUCUCUAGAUAGCUGCUGCCUGGCUUAUAAGCAUUCUGAGGGAAUAAGGCUUACUAGAAGAGCUUCAGGCACCAGAUUCAAAGAAUGGAGAAGCCCCCGAGAGACAGACUACUGCACAGUGGACAACAUUAUUGAGUUCUGGAACGUAGAAAUGUUUCCAGUGGCCUUGAGGCUUGCUGUGUUUGGCAUCUUCAUCAUUGUGUUAUUUGUCUACAUAACGGUGGAAAGGAAGCCGUUCUUUGGUUAA